GCACAUGGAUGGGAGAUAGCGGAGGGACUUUACCUGUCACACACCGAGAGUGGAAUGGCCACCCUAAAGGAGCUGGAUGAGACUUUUGUGCAAGUCAUCAGUGUGUCAGCAUCCGCAGUGUUGGGUGACCUUCAGGAGGAUCAAACUGGGUCACCCUCGAUACCGUCCACUAGGUUCUAUUACCAAGGACUCCCCCGAACGGAUCCAGAUGGACUGCCAAUGCUGAGUGUAACCACUUUGCCAAAUAACCAGACGCUGCCGAAUGAACAGAAUUUCCAGGCUGCACCUUCUUUGGUUACCUUUGGUAGAUUACCUUCUCCUUAUAUGUACAACCUCUACAACAGUGCCACCUUCAGCAUGGACAAGAUCCUCUUUCCAGGCAUGAACUCCUACAGUGAAAUCACAGAGGCAAAAAGGGGGACUCAUCCCUCUCUAUUAAGAAACCUUGGAAGGUGGCAACAGUGGACCCAUGUUUACAAGAGCUAAAGACCAAAUGCACAACGAUGGUUUGGGUGCCAAAUUCCCAGCAGAAAUCCCAGCAGCAAGAAAAGAGAGAGAAACCUUUGAAGGUUCAGAUUAAAGAGCUGACAUUUACAGAUGUAGCUGCAAAGCCAAGAAGAGAAAACCGGAAUCCAGAUGUGCCAAAAAUUCGGAAAGUGAAUAAGCCACCUACAGGCGGGUGCCCUCAGAACUUGAUUCUUGCCAAAUCUCCAAUACUAACACAGACGCAUGGCAGAAAAUGGAUGACAGCAAGCUCUGUAAAGGAAAACCAAGAGGAGAUCAUAAGAAUCAAGAGGAGAUCUAAUGAGCAACUUCCAUAUUCAGAAUCACAGCUUGAUCCUGGCCCAGACGGUCUGUUACUAGAGAACCGACGUGUGGUUUUGCAUGAUAGCAGAAGCAAACACCACAGUAGCCCAACCAUCUCUCAGAGCAGCCCGAUAUACAAGCUGGAUGAGCAGAACCUUGAUGCUCUUGACGAUUUAGGAAUAGAUUUGAACCGCAUCAGGAGCCAAACUUACUUGUGGAAGAAAUAUAUUGGCUUAGCCGGACCCAGCAGCAGGAUACAGCCGCCAGCUACAGGCUCGGUGGUUUGUGAUACAGAAAGAUCACAUGACUUAGACAGCAGAGACUCUCCUUCUUCAGCUGGAUUUUCACAGACCUCCUGGACAGAAGUAGAACCAUCUGACGCACUUGUAGAUUUGGACCCCAGAAAGGUAAAUGAACAAGACCCGGGAGAACGGGCUGAAGAAGCAGAUUUCAACCAACUGCAAGAAGAGAAGAACAUUAAAGAAGAACCUCAAGACUUUGAAAGUGAACAUCUCCUCAGGGAAGAGGAAUCUCCGAGAGAAUAUGAACUGCCUAUAAAAUCAGAACCCAUAUGCCAAGAUACAAAAGUGAUUGAUGGCCAUGAUUCCUCUGAGCAGAGAGUUCUCUCACCACAGCCCAAUCCUCCCCCUCCCUCCCCAGCACAAUUGAGCAUAAACUGA
Messenger RNA from Staurois parvus, 1487 nucleotides. NCBI's taxonomy places the organism in Eukaryota, Metazoa, Chordata, Amphibia, Anura, Ranidae. The record is from the annotation of a GenBank genome assembly.